UCCAUAUAUAAGCACACACACUGUUGGGGUAACAUGCAAUCAAAUACAUAGAAACUAAGCCUUCAAUUCUCCAUGUCUAGAAAGAAAACAAAACUUGCCUACAUUACCAAUGAUUCAGCAAGGAAAACUACCUACAAGAAAAGAACCAAGGGUCUGGUGAAGAAGGUGCGUGAACUCACUACCCUUUGUGGGAUUGAAGCUUUUGCUGUUAUCAACUCUCCUGAUUUCGGCUCUCAAGCGGAGGUAUGGCCGUCCCUCGAGGAUGCCCGACGCUUGCUGUCCGAGUUCAAGAAGCUGCCCCUGUCGAAACAAAACAAUAAGAUGGUUAACCAAGAGAGUUUCCUUGAGCAAAGCUUAGCCAAAGCUACUCAACAGCUUAGGAAACUGAGCGAGGAGAAUCGCCAGAAGGAGUUGGAAGAAGUCAUGUUCGAAAGCCUGAGUGGAAAAGGGAUAUUGCAGAGUUUGAAUGCGAUGGAUUUGGAUGAGGUGGGUCGAUUGGUUAAGCAAAACUUGACGGAUAUUGACGAUAGGAUUCGUGUGCUUACUAAAGCAUCUCAUUCCUAAGAAUAUUAUUGACGGUGCUCUCUGGUUCUGGUGCCUUCUUUGUCUUGGGAUAUAUAGGUGUAUCAGUUUCAAUGUUUGCUUGUGUUAUGUCGACCAAAUAUUUACAGUCAGUUGCCCCUUGAAUUCGAGUAUUUUAUGUGUUGAUCGUCUUCGUAAUAAUCGAAAUAAAUCAUUUCCCCAUUUCAGAUU
Molecule: messenger RNA, 753 nt
Organism: Gossypium arboreum
Lineage: Eukaryota; Viridiplantae; Streptophyta; Magnoliopsida; Malvales; Malvaceae
Product: agamous-like MADS-box protein AGL80
Exons: 1
Coding region: 73-564 (163 amino acids)
Biological process (GO): positive regulation of transcription by RNA polymerase II
Molecular function (GO): protein dimerization activity; DNA-binding transcription factor activity, RNA polymerase II-specific; RNA polymerase II cis-regulatory region sequence-specific DNA binding
Source: RefSeq, a predicted model, not a curated record